Pseudozyma hubeiensis SY62 is the source of this 633-nucleotide messenger RNA. Its product is annotated as 40S ribosomal protein S16. Lineage: Eukaryota; Fungi; Basidiomycota; Ustilaginomycetes; Ustilaginales; Ustilaginaceae. Gene Ontology annotation, biological process: maturation of SSU-rRNA from tricistronic rRNA transcript (SSU-rRNA, 5.8S rRNA, LSU-rRNA); translation. The coding region runs from base 1 to 633 and encodes 210 amino acids. Gene Ontology annotation, molecular function: RNA binding; structural constituent of ribosome. Gene Ontology annotation, cellular component: ribosome; cytosolic small ribosomal subunit. The transcript has 3 exons. The record is from RefSeq and is a predicted model, not a curated record.
AUGUCCGCACCAUCCGUAUCGUGCUUCGGCAAGAAGAAGACGGCCACCGCCGUCGCCCACUGCAAGGAGGGCAAGGGUCUCAUCCGCCUCAACGGCCAGCCCAUCUCGCUCGUCAAGCCCGAGAUCCUCCGAUGGAAGGUCUUCGAGCCCGUCCUCGUUGUCGGUGAGGACAAGUUCUCCAUCUCGAAGUGCAAGGGGAACGCCGAGGAAUCAUCUACGGGCGACGGUUCUGUACGACACCAAGGGGACGGCACCGGUGCCUGCAAAGCAUUGCGCGUCUCAAACGUCUAUGCUAGCCAGUUGGCGUCAGUUGCUGAUCGGAUCGAAGAGAAUCAGGUGGACUGGAGCGCCCAAACGGGCAAAUGCAAAACUCGAACGUUGCUGCAUCUUGACAAACUGCCGGUCCGCAUCAACACCAUUGCCACAUUUCAGAUCUACGCCAUCCGCCAGGCUAUCGCCAAGUCGCUCGUUGCCUACUACGCCAAGUACUACGACGCCGCCUCGGCCCUCGAGCUCCGCCAGCUGUUCGUCGCCUACGACCGCACCCUUUUGAUCGCCGACACCCGACGAUCGGAGCCCAAGAAGUUCGGUGGUCACGGUGCCCGUGCUCGUCGCCAGAAAUCGUACCGUUAA